AUGUCCGUGACUUCUAAUGCCAAACUUCUUGACAAGUACAUGUCUUUGGAUCAGCGUAAUGCUGUCCAAGUCGAGUAUGUGUGGAUUGAUGGCUUCAACAACUUGAGAUGCAAGACCAAGACCGUCUACAAGGUGCCUCAAUCAGCCGCUGAUUUAUCGGAAUGGAAUUAUGAUGGCUCUUCCACUGGUCAAGCUGAAGGACAUGAUUCGGAUGUGUUGAUCCAACCUGUUGCUCUCUUUGCUGAUCCUUUCCGUGGCGGCAACAACAAGAUUGUUCUUUGUGAAACUUUCAAUCCUGAUGGCACUCCUCACAAGACCAACUAUCGCAAUGCUUGCAAAAAGAUCAUGGAUGCUCAUGCUGAUGCCCAUCCUUGGUUCGGCCUUGAACAAGAAUACAUGUUCUUUGACCCUGAAACCGAGAAGCCUUAUGGCUGGCCUAAGCAUGGUUACCCUGAACCACAGGGUAAAUACUAUUGCGGUGUUGGUGCUGGCAAGAUCUUUGGCCGUGAUAUUGUUGAAGCUCAUUACCGUGCAUGCUUGUAUGCUGGUAUCAAGAUCUCUGGUGUCAAUGCUGAAGUUGCACCUGGUCAAUUUGAGUUCCAAGUGGGUCCUUGUGAAGGCAUUGAAGGUGGUGAUCAUUUGUGGAUGGCUCGUUAUCUCUUGGAAAGAGUUGCCGAAGACUUUGGUAUUGCCGUCUCUAUUCAUCCCAAGCCUGUUGCUGGUGAUUGGAAUGGUGCUGGUUGCCACACCAACUUCUCGACCAAGGAGAUGCGUGAAGAAGGUGGUAUCAAGGCCAUUGAGAAGGCUAUUGCCAACAUGGCCAAGCGUCACCUUGAACACAUUGCCGUUUAUGGCGAAGACAAUGAUCAGCGUUUGACGGGCCGUCAUGAAACAGGCCAUAUCGGUACUUUCAACUAUGGUGUUGCCAAUCGUGGUGCCUCCAUUCGUAUUCCCCGUCACGUUGGCAAGGAAGGCAAGGGAUACCUUGAAGACCGCCGCCCAGCUUCCAACAUUGAUCCUUACCGUGUCACUGGCAUCAUUGUUGAAUCCACUUUCCUUCCUGAAAACUAA
This is a messenger RNA of Lichtheimia ornata, 1071 nucleotides long. RefSeq lists its product as uncharacterized. Bases 1 to 1071 code for a protein of 356 amino acids. Lineage: Eukaryota; Fungi; Mucoromycota; Mucoromycetes; Mucorales; Lichtheimiaceae. The transcript is spliced from 3 exons. Gene Ontology annotation, molecular function: glutamine synthetase activity. The record is from RefSeq and is a predicted model, not a curated record. Gene Ontology annotation, cellular component: cytoplasm.